UGAGAUCUUCAACGAAUAAAGGCGAUUUUCUUUGGAGUGUAUGAGGCUGAUGAUGCUUGGCUGGGUACUGUGUGCCUUUUCUGGAUUCUUGUGUGAAUCUCAAGAUGAAGAUGAAGUAUGAUGACAUGUUGGAGAGGUGGGUUGCUCGCUCGCUUGCUCUGUCCGUCUUAUGGCUGGUUGGUUGCUGGUUGGUUUGAGGAAAGAUCUUUAUGGGCUCCCUUGCUGAGGGGUUGACUGUGUGUCCGUCCGUCCGUCUGUCAUCCAUCUAUGCAUGGCACUUUGUCACAAUUUUCCAUUGGAUAAGGUGAUGGCGAAGCUAUCAUCAUAACCAUCCGUUAGCGACGAUGUUGUCGACGAUGAUAAUUUGAGAAUAAAUUUCAAUUUAGUUGCAAAUUUACAUCCAAAGUGUUAACAUCAACGUGUCAUAAAAAUUCUAUAACAUAAACGAAACAAACAAAAAAAAAAAAACAGAAACAGAAACAACAAAACAGUAACGAAAGCGAAAAUUCAAAACAACAACAAAUGAAUAAACCCCUGAAAUAAAUAAUAAAAUAAAACGAAAACAAUAAAAUCUCUACAAAACAUCUUUCAAAAUCAAAUCAGUUGGAGAGAGGAUUUAAAAAAAAAAUAAAUUUGUUUUUAAGUUCACUGACUUGUUGAUACAAAAUAAAUUAAUAGAAGAUUCCAUUUGGUGAAUUUAACAGCAAACUCAUAUACAUUACACCAAACAUACCCUUCAACAUUUAGAAAUUAACAAAGAAAAAUAAUUCAAAAUUAAGAAAAACCAAAACUGAACCUUGCUGCAAUAGAUCGAAAUGCUUAACCACCAUUGAAGGUAUAAAAUUUAAAGUGUUUUUUACAAAAAAUAGUUAUUUUUAACACAACAAAUUAGCCAAUGCCAAGUAGUUUAUCAAUUUAAUGAAUUAAAUAGCAAACCACAAAACCAACAAUUGUGAAAAUCAAUAACAACAAUACAACAAAUAGAAAAAGAAAUUCUAAAAUUAAAAAAAAAAAAAAUAUAUAAGCUGAAAUCUCAAAGUGUUCAAACUGAUCGAAAUUCUAGAAAUACAACAACAUUUGAUUCUCAAAAACAACUGCGAGCCAAGGAAGUUUCAAUGGAAUUACACAUUUAAGCUCACAUGAUGUUACAUUAGGUGCAAACAGUUACAAGAAUCAAAUUCUAAUCAAAUUCUAAGAAUUUGCAAAAAUAAAACAAGAAAGUGAAAAAGUUUGCUCAAACUAGAGAAACAGAGGGCAAAGGUGAUAAGUUUAGAUAGACCAUCAUCACCACUACCACUAUCACUACUACUACUACUACUCAGCAACAAAGCUAAUGAAAAACUUUUAGACUGAAAAUACUGAGAAAGUUUGGCCAAAGUAAAUCAAGUAAAAAAAAAGUAGCUUACAGUUUGACUGCAGAUGCAAUAGCGAAAAGAAGUUUGAGAACUUUGUGUCAUCGUUCAGUUUUGCAUGGCUCACAUAUCCUAUGAGAAGAGUACGAGUAAGGCAACAAAUCAUGUAAUGCAUAGAUAAAACAUGGCCAAUGUGCAACAAGGACAUAGACAGCAGCACCAACACCACCACCACCACCACUAUCAUCACUAUCAACUCCAGCUACUCCAGCUACAGCUACAGCAGCAACUACAACUUUUCCCAAAAACUGAAUAAUCUUCGUGAUUAGGACGUGUUGUACCCAAAACGUUGUAAUGCAGACGAUAUGGGCACAACAUGGCCUCAGCACAGCUUCUAUAUAAUAUCAAUACAACAACAAAAACAACAGCAACUACAGCAACAAGAAAACAAACGACAUUACAUAAAUCUAUUGAAAAUCACUUGCAAACAGACAAACUAUCAAUAUUUGCUGAAACGGAAGCUAAAGGUAAAACAGGAUAUAUUAGCAACACAAACAACGAUAACGACACGAACACGAACACUAACACUAACACCAGCAACAAUAACUGUAACAGCACUAGCAGCGGGAAUAGCGAAACGGGAAGCAGGAAACGGAAACAACAAGAACAACACACGCUCCCGCAUAGCAAAGAUUCAGGCGGUGUUCAUAACAAAAGUGGUGCCAGUUGGUGGUUGUCGUGGUGGUGGUUCACCAGCAAAUUGGAGGUGGCAACAGCAGCAGCAACAGCAUCAUCGGGCAUUCCAUUGUCAUCAUCGCCGUCACCGUCAUCUGCUGCCACGUUCACAGACACAGCCAACGAAAAAGAAACGUUCACUCACUUGCCAACAACAACGGCAACAGCAACAGCAAGCGCAACAACAACAACUGUGUUCAUUUCUACUGAAAACCUUACAAGAAAGCAACUGCAACAAGACCAGCAGCAGCAGCAGCAACAGCCUCAGCAACUAUGCUGGGAUUCUAUGCCGGAAAUCAGAUGUCGUCGAGCAACAUGGACGACCCUGGGGUCAAAUGGUGCUGCAAGCAACAAGGCAACAACUACAACACAACAGUCCUUCCCCUUUGCAGCUGCAACAGCAGAUGAUGUCAAUCUGGGUGUUCAAUGGCAACAAUUUGAUGGUGCUGCUGACAACAACAACAACCAUUGCGAGCAAAACAGUGAAUUUAGUAAAAAAUGCCAAGGUCGUGGACGAAGUUUGCCCCUCUACAACAACAAAACGAAAAACAGGACAAUACAAUUACAACAACAACAACAAGAACUACAAGCAAAUUAUUACUAUUCUACAGAUGAUAAUAAUGAGGUGUUUUUCUAUGCACAUGAUGAUGAUGAUGAUGCUGAAGAUGAUAAUGAUGAUCACAAAGGAAUUGAGGACUUUAAUAGCCACACAACAACAACAACAACAAGAAACACUAACACAAAAAUGCCUCUACACAACAGCCAAAACAACAGAGAUAAAGAAAAUUGCCAAAGCAACUACAAGAGCCACAAUUUCCCCGAAACCUCAGACAAUGCUUUUCUACCACAGCAACAAGCAUCGCAUGGAGUUGUUGUGCCAACUUCAAAAAUUUCCAUUUAUGAUAACAACACAAGCCAACAAAAAUGCUGCCAAAAAUCCAAAAAUGUUGUACAACAAAGUUGCCUCAACAAUAUUUCCACACAUGUCCCUCAUCUGGAGGAUGGCCAUGGCAAAAAUACUGCUACCAGUGUUGCUCAACACUCAACAAAUUCUCUGUCGCAUUCUCUCAAACAACAAGAACAACAACAACGAAAUUUCUCUACUAUUUCCUCGAACCAUAGAAGAAGGACAGCUUUCUGGGCAGACCAAACAACUUCAGCAACACCACCAACAGCUAUUUCAUCCUCCGCCACAAGACAUGCCUUGGCCAAAUUCUUCAUGGAUCUUCAAUGUAUGGCCAAAUGUCUGCUAUCGCUUUUGGUCAUUUUUAAUAUGCUGCCAUUGUUUUAUGCAGUGGAGUCCAAACCGGCUUCUUCUGAUUUAAGGGGCGAACCCCGUGUACAGGCGUUGGCACAAUCACGGCUAGCGGUAGUGGCUUACUUGGAUUCGCUGCCGAGACCCACGUUAAAAACACCAAAAUGCGACCAAACAUUUGUCUCACGCAUCGGCGGCCCCCAAAAUGGCACCUUCUCUGCCCCACUGUUGCACAAUCACAAGAACCAUUCGCGCCAAUGUCUCUACACUUUCCUAGCAGGACCCGGACAACGAGUUGAAGUAGUUUUUAAAUCAUUUAAUCUAAGAGGAAAUCCACCAGACGGUUCAGCCGUCGGUGAAUUACCAUCAUGUGUUCAUGAGUAUAUGGAUAUAUACUCAGAAGUGCAAUCAUCGGAACCAGCAGAACUGAUAAAUUCACCAUUUGGUGGCCGUUAUUGUGGUACAAUACCACCCCGACAACGCAUUUCCAUGUAUCGUGCCAUAGCAAUUUCAUUUUUUACCAAUAAAAAUCUAACAACACCCGAUCUGUUCGAAGGCACAUUUAGAUUUAUAAAUGCAUCGGAAUAUGAAAUUGGUAUACCCAUAGCUGGUUCGCCAUGUUCCUAUACAAUAACGCCCAGUUUGAGCAUAAAUAAGACGGGCGUCCUUAUAUCGCCCACAUACCCGGGUGCCUAUCCCAAGGAUAUGUCCUGUACAUAUCAAUUUUUGGGUGAAUCCAAUCAGAGAGUUAGAUUAGAAUUUCGUGAUUUUGAUCUAUUUUUUGGUGGACCACACUGCCCAUUCGAUUAUGUUAAAGUCUACGAUGGUCCCGAUAAUUCAUCAGCAUUAAUUGGUACAUAUUGCGGACAACAAAGAAAUUUAGUUUUAUAUUCGAGCGAAUCGAGCCUCUUUGUUCAUUUUUUUACAUUAUCGCGUACUGCAAAUACCCAAAAUCGUGGUUUUAAAGGAAUUUAUGAAUUUAGUGAAAGUUUUGUUAAAUUAGAUUUUAUACGAGAAAAUGAUGGCAUUCACAUACGUGGCUCCGAAUGUGAUCAAAAGAUAUUAUCGAAAAAGGAAUCAACAGGGUUUGUUCUCUCGCCAAAUUAUCCUUAUCCCUAUAUACCAAAAACUGUUUGUAGAUAUUUCAUUUAUGGUAUGCAAGAUGCUCAACAUUUAGAACGUGUACGUUUAGAAUUUACAGCAUUUAAUAUACCCAAGGUUGAGCACAAGGAUAAGAGCGAGUCCAACUGUACCGAUGGCUAUCUAAAGGUCUAUCUCAAGGGCCAAGAAACCGCCGAUGCUUAUGACAAAUUCGACUAUGAAUUGUGUGGCAAUGAAACUCAACGUGUUGUUAGUGAUGGCCCUCGCCUGGCCAUGGUCUUCAGUUCGGGUGAACUGCAAGGACGUGGCUUUAAGGGCAAAUAUACAUUUGAAACGGAAUAUAAGAUACCGGGCACCGCAGCACCCGAUGGCACCUGCAGCUUCACCUAUGUGAGUGCCUCAAAAAAACGUGGCGAACUAAACAGUCCCCGCUAUCCAUCCAAUUAUCCAUCGGAUACGAAUUGUUCAUAUCUGUUCUUGGCCGAAUCCAAUGAACAGGUGACAAUUGUAUUCGAUCAUUUCAAAAUUAAAGCGGAUGGCAAUGCGAAUGUAACAGCUGGGGCUUAUGGCUCGGUUAAUUGCUUUGAAGAUUGGUUGGAAAUGUAUGUCGUCUAUCGGGAUAACAAUGAUCGUUUUCUUGGUCGCUAUUGUGGUAUGACAGCGCCCGGCCCCGUCGAGAGCCCAAGGGGUGCGGUGGGUUUGCGUAUUACAUUGCAUACCGAUCAAGAGAAUGUGGCAAGCGGUUUUAAGGCUCGAUAUUUUUUUGAAACUGCCAAAAGCGAGAUAGGCGAUUGUGGAGGUAACUUUUCCAAUGAAGAUUCAGGCAUCAUAACCUCGCCCAAUUAUCCAGCGGGUUAUAAGGCGCCAGGACGUGGUAUGGCCUCAAUGGCAUGUAAUUGGCUGAUGACGGCCAGACCGGGUUACAAGCUCUCAAUACAUUUUGAACAUUUCUCCUUGGAGGGUGAUCCAGCAAAUCGCGGUUGCCCUGCUGCUGUUUUACGUCUUUGGGUAAAUGUGGAAUCUGAUCAACCGCCUUUGGAAUUGUGUGGCGAAAAACCGCCCAUAGAACAAUGGCAUUAUAUUUCUACGGGACAAACGGCUCGUAUUAGUUUUACCACCAGUGAUAAGACUGUUGGUGCACCGGGCUUCCGCAUUGUAUGGACUGAAAUACAAGACUCUGGACCAGGACCACCAUCGAUUGGCUUACUCUGCGAGUCCACCUAUCAUUUUCAAUGUGAAGUGGGCUAUUGCAUCUCCGAUAAGCUACGCUGUGAUGGUGUCAAGAACUGUGGUCCCAACGAUGAUAGUGACGAAUUGCACUGUACCACAAAAGCACAGGCGGAGGAUCACGGCGUUCUAAUUAUAACAACACUUCUCGUCGUCUCGUUCCUAAUUUGUCUCCUAUGCAUACUCUAUCACUCCAGAAGAAAACGUAGACAACAACUCCAUCAACUUGGCCUGCAUCGGAAUGCUCAUUACGAUUCACAAACAAGUGCCACAGGUCUCAACUCUAGUCGUCGCCAUUUGCAAAGUGGUGGUGCCAGCAUAGCUGGCAGUUUGCAUGGCAUCAAUAGCGGCACUCUGAUCAUACCACCCGCCCCAUUGCCACCGCGAGCCAUGCAUCAGCCACCGCAUAUAUGUAUAUCGGGUUCUAGUCUGGACUUGGGGCCUGGCAACUAUCCCGGUAUACUCAUCAAUGGCGAUUCUCUAGAGGACUCAUCGUCCACCUCGAAUGACUCUAUUGGCAGUAUACCUUUUCUGAAUGAUUGCGAAACGGAAAAUCUGGGACAACACAUGAUGCAGGCACAUGGAGAAACGGUUUAACGAUUUUGGACACAACAAUUUAGACAAAGGACAUCUGAAAAUAUAUUUAGUUUAUUUUUAUGUAAAUUUAGAUAAUUUUAAAAAACAAAUCAAAAAAACCCCCCAGAAGUUAAGGCAACGUUU
Stomoxys calcitrans (stable fly) is the source of this 6390-nucleotide messenger RNA. RefSeq lists its product as uncharacterized. The record is from RefSeq and is a predicted model, not a curated record. The coding region runs from base 1729 to 6267 and encodes 1512 amino acids. The transcript has 19 exons. Gene Ontology annotation, cellular component: plasma membrane. NCBI's taxonomy places the organism in Eukaryota, Metazoa, Arthropoda, Insecta, Diptera, Muscidae. Gene Ontology annotation, molecular function: protein binding.